Messenger RNA from Nicotiana tabacum (common tobacco), 324 nucleotides. The record is from RefSeq and is a predicted model, not a curated record. NCBI's taxonomy places the organism in Eukaryota, Viridiplantae, Streptophyta, Magnoliopsida, Solanales, Solanaceae.
AUGGAUGUACUGUCGGGUCACAUCCAAGGGGAGGUGCCUUGGUGCAUGCUAUUUGCCUAUGAUAUAGUAUUGAUUGACGAGAUGCGUAGUGGAGUUAACACGAAGUUGGAGGUUUGGAGACAGACCUUGGAGUCUAAAAGUUUCAAACUGAGGACAGAAUACUUGGAGUGCAAAUUCAGUGACGGGACCCAUAAUACAGACGUAGAGGUUAAGCUUGAAGCUCAAGUUAUCCCCAAGAGAGCGAGUUUUAAGUAUCUCGGGUCUAUUAUUCAGAGUAACAGGGAGAUUGACGAAGAUGUCGCAUAUCGCAUCGGAGUGGGAUAG